Molecule: messenger RNA, 832 nt
Organism: Vicia villosa (hairy vetch)
Lineage: Eukaryota; Viridiplantae; Streptophyta; Magnoliopsida; Fabales; Fabaceae
Product: aspartic proteinase-like
Exons: 3
Coding region: 357-626 (89 amino acids)
Biological process (GO): proteolysis
Molecular function (GO): aspartic-type endopeptidase activity
Source: RefSeq, a predicted model, not a curated record
UGAAGUGAAUCUAUAUUCCAAACUCAUAUGAACAAGUUUGAUAGAGCGAAAGAAAACCCUUCCUAUUAGUUUUGAUGUGAUCCUGUUGCUUUGGACAAUAAUUAAGUCAUAUAUUUCUUCUGAUCCAUUGGCUGUAAAAGUUAACUUAGAGGAAGAUCAGGCUUUAAAUCUCACCACCACAUGCGUAUUUUGAAUGCAAAGCCAACUUAGGCAGAAUCAAACAGAAGAGAGGAUGAUAAACUACGCCAACUCCGUAAUUUAGUUUUUAUUUUAUUAUGUGUUCUAAAAUCCUACUUUCCCUCCUGAACUAUAAUCUCAUGAAUGAUAUUGCAGCUUUGUGAUAAAAUGCCUAACACAUGGGACAAUCAUCUGUUGAUUGUGCGAAGAUCCCUUCCAUGCCUAAUGUUUCCUUCACCAUUGGUGGAAAAACGUUUGACCUUGCCCCACAAGAGUACAUACUUAAGGUGGGUGAAGGUCCUCAAGCCCGACCCAUUAGUGGCUUUACUGCUUUGGAUGUUCCUCCUCCACGUGGCCCACUCUGGAUCCUUGGAGAUAUCUUCCUGGGACGCUAUCAUACUGUCUUUGAUUAUGGUAAACUCAGAGUUGGAUUUGCCAAAGCAGCAUAGAGAAUCUGCUCAUACCUCUCGCAGAAUGCAUCCUUUAUUUGCUAAACCUAUUUUUCUCUUCAAAAAUCAGUAAAAUGGAACAAAAAAUAUCAAGGGAAAGAACAACAUCAGUAUUAUUUGGCAACAGUUAUUCAAUAAUAUUUUUUAUAACUUUGCAUUCAAAAUGGUCCUUAAAUUGUGGUUGUGUAUAUAUAUUGGUUUUAAUA